Messenger RNA from Rhopalosiphum maidis (corn leaf aphid), 1128 nucleotides. RefSeq names its product histidine-rich glycoprotein-like. NCBI's taxonomy places the organism in Eukaryota, Metazoa, Arthropoda, Insecta, Hemiptera, Aphididae. The record is from RefSeq and is a predicted model, not a curated record. The coding region runs from base 1 to 933 and encodes 310 amino acids. The transcript has a single exon.
AUGCACGGCGCAGCGUUCGGGUGUCUGGUGUUGUUGAGCGUCUGGUGCUAUCAUGCACGGGGGCACGCCACUGCCGCGGCCGUCGACGAUCCGGGGGGACUCGGGGCGCAUCGUCCGUCGUCCGGCGCGGUGAUGGUGGCGCCGACCGCGCCGCUGCUGCCGCUGCUCAAGUCGGAAGUGGUGUCGACGGCCACCACCGUCGGCCCGGACGCCAUGGUGGUCGCGGCGUCGUCGCUGUCGUCGGCGGCGUCGGCCGGUGCCGCGGACCUGGACACGGCCGCGUCCAAGAAGAAGAAGAAGAAGAAAAAGUCGAAAAAGUUCAAAAAGGGCGGCGGCUCCAGCCACAAGGAAGACCAUUUCAACAAGAAGGGCAAAAAGGCGGACAAGGGGUACAAGUCGAAACACUCGAACCACCACGGCAAGAAGGGCCACCACAAGAAGGAGGACAAGAAGAAACACUUUGCGGAGCACGGCGGCCACAAGAAGAAGCACCACGACGAAGGCGGCUAUUACAAGGACCACCACAAGGGCGAGAAGGGCGAGAAGGGCCACAAGUUCGAGGACAAGGGCGCGUACAAGAAGGGGCACAGCACCAAGGGCAAACACGAGGUCCACAAAUUAGACGAGUUCAAGAAGAAUAAGAAAUUCUACGACGAGCACCACGACUCGGGACACCACAAGAAGCACGGUGGCUACGAACACAAGCACGGGCACAAGGAGGGCAAGAAAUACAAGAAGGGUCACAAGCACGCCGGACACCAUCACGACCACAAGGGCAAGAAGGGCAAACACCAUCACGGCAAGCACCACAAAGAGCACAAGGGUCACAAGAAGGCGGCGGGACACGACGAGAAGUACGGACACAAGAAGGACUAUGCGAAAAAGGGAGCGCACAACGAGCACAAGAAAUGGAAAUUUAGCAAAAAACAAUGAACUUGAGCUAAUUCGAGUGAUGGACGUCGUCGCAGUCGCUGUCGCCCUGCGAUCCGACUUAUAAUAAUAUUACUACUGCAAUAGGUAUAUCAUAAAUGACAAUAUGUUAAUGUGUAGUAGUACUUAUAUUUUAUAAUGUGACGUUAUCCGCGACUGAAUCGAUUCGUGUUAUACUUAAUCUUUUUCUAUACGUAU